UGGAGGCUAAGAAGAGCCGAAUUCGGCCUAGGAUACCUUCCCAGAUGGUCUUCGGCGGAGGCGGAUAGGGGGGCGGGGAAGGAAGCUAUGCCGCAUGAUUGGCCAGAACCAAGGGUCUCCUCCUCCUCUUUCUUGCCAAUGGAAAGGUGAGGGAGGCGGAGUUAGGCGGCGGUCAGGCUGGUAACCGAUCCCGUGACUAACUGAGACAGGCAGCGAUGGCGGUGGUAGCGGUGGCUGCAGCGGCGGGCUUACGAGCCCGGAUGCUUCGGGUUUCUUCCAAGAUAAACCCUGUUUGGUACCCAGCAUCGUGCUUUUCCUCAUCUUCAGUGCCAACAGUCAAACUUUUCAUAGAUGGGAAAUUUGUUGAAUCUAAAAGUGACAAGUGGAUCGAUAUUCACAACCCUGCUACUAAUGAGUUAAUUGGCCGAGUUCCCAAAACCACAGAAGCUGAAAUGAAUGCAGCUGUGGAGUCCUGCAAACGGGCUUUUCCCUCAUGGUCAGAAACAUCUGUACUAAGUCGUCAGCAGGUUCUGCUUCGGUAUCAGCAGCUUAUCAAAGAAAACUUGAAAGAAAUUGCUAAGCUAAUCACUUUGGAGCAAGGGAAGACCCUGGCUGAUGCUGAGGGAGAUGUAUUCCGAGGCCUUCAGGUAGUUGAACAUGCCUGUAGUGUGACAUCCCUCAUGAUGGGAGAAACCAUGCCUUCCAUUACCAAAGACAUGGACAUUUACUCCUUCCGUCUGCCAUUGGGUGUAUGUGCAGGCAUUGCUCCAUUCAAUUUUCCUGCCAUGAUUCCUCUAUGGAUGUUCCCCAUAGCCAUGGUGUGUGGAAAUACCUACUUAUUGAAACCAUCUGAGCGAGUACCUGGAGCAGCUAUGUUUCUCACCAAAUUGCUGCAAGAUUCUGGUGCUCCAGAUGGGACAUUGAACGUUAUCCAUGGACAACAAGAAGCUGUGAAUUUUAUUUGUGAUCACCCGGACAUAAAAGCAAUCAGCUUUGUGGGCUCCAACCAAGCUGGAGAGUACAUCUACGAGAGAGGGUCAAGAAAUGGCAAGAGAGUUCAAGCAAAUAUGGGAGCGAAGAACCAUGGGGUAGUCAUGCCAGAUGCCAAUAAGGAAAACACUCUGAACCAACUGGUAGGAGCAGCUUUUGGAGCUGCAGGGCAACGCUGUAUGGCCCUCUCCACAGCCAUCUUGGUAGGGGAAGCAAAGAAUUGGCUGCCAGAACUUGUGGAGCGUGCCAAAAAGUUGCGAGUUAAUGCUGGGGACCAGCCUGGAGCUGAUUUGGGCCCUCUAAUCUCCCCACAGGCCAAAGAACGAGUUUGCCAUCUCAUUGAGAGUGGAACAAAGGAAGGAGCCUCGCUUCUUUUAGAUGGAAGAAAAAUUAAAGUUAAAGGCUAUGAAAAUGGCAACUUUGUUGGACCAACGAUCAUCUCAAAAGUCAAGCCAAAUAUGACCUGUUACAAGGAGGAGAUUUUUGGCCCAGUUCUAGUUGUUUUGGAGGCAGAAACUUUGGAUGAAGCCAUCAAGAUGGUGAAUAACAAUCCAUAUGGAAAUGGAACUGCCAUCUUUACCACCAAUGGAGCCAUUGCUCGAAAAUACUCUCACAUGGUGGAUGUGGGGCAGGUGGGUGUGAAUGUCCCUAUUCCAGUGCCUUUGCCAAUGUUCUCAUUUACGGGUUCUCGCUCUUCCUUCAGAGGUGACACCAAUUUUUAUGGCAAACAGGGCAUCCAAUUCUACACACAGCUAAAAACCAUUACUUCUCAGUGGAAAGAAGAAGACUCCAUGAUAACUGCAUCUACUGUAGUUAUGCCAACUAUGGGCCAUUAAAAAGAACUUUUAGCACACUUUUUCAAUCCUGAGUAACUACUCUUUCACAGAUCUUGCCAACAUAAUGCAUUAGGAAUGCACAAUACUCUAGCCAGAUGAUCUUUGGGACCUCCUUUUCCUAUAAUGCUUUUGUUACUUCACAAAGACAGCCUCCUGGUAUUCAAAAUUUCAAUUUAGGGUUUUUAGUUGCUUAUUAUUUCUAUUUAUGAAGUAACUAUUUUAUCUAUGAAAUUCUUAAAUAAAAGGAGAAUCCAGGGGAGCAGUCGAAGUGGGAAACGGCCAAGGGAGACAUGAGUGUCUUCAAGGAAGACCUUCUAGUAUAAUAGUGGAAGAAGUCAUAAAACACAAAAUAGGACAGGACAUUAUCUCUUUUUGGUCCCCAAAAUAUAACCCUCUAUCAUAAUAUUGGUGAUUCACUGAUUAUGUUUUAUUUUUAUGGUUCUGUCAGUCUUCCUUCUACUUCAGAUUGCCACUACUGAGUACUUUUUUCCAUAACAACUUUUUUGUUCAACUAUUUUGUUUAGAAGGGUGACCACACACAUAACAGAGGACUAGUUCAACAUAUUAUUCCAGGAGUUUUGUCAUUCUUAGAAGUGAAGAGAUCUUACAGUGAAGUGGGAAAGGAAUCUUACAGCAAACAAUUUUUGUCAUAUUUCUUAUAUGGAAGGACUCUUUAGCUUGUCUGUCAUGUAUAUGCUCUAAUGUCCUCCCUGCAUUUUUCAAUUAUGUCUUUUUAUUAGAGGACAAUUCCUUUAUAGAAAUCUCUUGGUAGAAGAGAAAUUUCAAUUUUUUUCAUGACAAAAAUACCAUAAAACCUGUACUGUGUUAUCAUGCCAGCAAUAUGAACUUUAUGCCUUGUUUCAAGUGA
This is a messenger RNA of Sarcophilus harrisii (Tasmanian devil), 2694 nucleotides long. RefSeq names its product aldehyde dehydrogenase 6 family member A1 (gene ALDH6A1). Gene Ontology annotation, molecular function: malonate-semialdehyde dehydrogenase (acetylating, [NAD(P)+]) activity; methylmalonate-semialdehyde dehydrogenase (acylating, NAD+) activity. Bases 216 to 1826 code for a protein of 536 amino acids. The transcript is spliced from 12 exons. Gene Ontology annotation, biological process: thymine catabolic process; L-valine catabolic process. Gene Ontology annotation, cellular component: mitochondrion. The record is from RefSeq and is a predicted model, not a curated record. Lineage: Eukaryota; Metazoa; Chordata; Mammalia; Dasyuromorphia; Dasyuridae.